UUGAGAAAUGGUCAUGAGCAUGAGACAUGGCCAAAAUGAUAGGGAAAGUGAAGAGAAUAGAAGAGAUAUGCAGCAUAACAUUUCUGCAUAUGUAGUUUCAGCAGUAGCUUCAACUUCUUCUUCAGCUUUUCCUUUUCUUCUUUUUGGAAGAACUUUAUGUUACGAUGAUGCUAUGAGAAGCUUUUUCAAGAGGACUUGUUUCUUCUUCAUCAAUAUCCGGACAGUUUGUUCUGCCCUAAUUCAGUUUGUUCUUCCUCUCGUUUUUCAAUUCCGCAAUGUCUCGUAAAGAAGGGUGUUCGUGUUCUUCGUGGGGUUCACAGCAGCAGAGCGUCUCCUCCCCUGGUGGUUGGAAUAGGGGUUUGGGUGAAAGACCAAUGUGUUAUUGUGGGGAGGUAGUUGUGUUGAGAGUGGUGAAAACUAUUAGGAAUGUUGGAAAAGAGUUUUGGGGCUGCCCCAACUUUAAGCGGAGUGGUGGCAAUGAUGUAUUUAAAGGGUGCAAUUACUUCAAAUGGUUGAACGAAGAUAAUGGGGAUGAAAAAGAUGCUACCAUUGCUAGACAAAGGAGAAAGAUAUACCAUCUGGAAAAGUCACUUGUAAUUUCUGGAAAGUGGGUUAGGUUUUUAAGUGGGAUUAUAAUUUGUUUGGGUUUGAUCAAUGUAAUAUUGGUUUGGAAGUUUAUACAAAUCCCAUGAAGUGCUGUAAAAUUCAGUUCUGUAGUGAAUAGGAAGUUAUGUAAUUGGUCUGUAUUUUG
Vigna unguiculata (cowpea) is the source of this 751-nucleotide messenger RNA. Lineage: Eukaryota; Viridiplantae; Streptophyta; Magnoliopsida; Fabales; Fabaceae. The record is from RefSeq and is a predicted model, not a curated record.